UAGCGUUGUUUUUCCGGUGUUCUUCAAGCCCCCUAUACGUCUCUCUCUCGCUGCUUGAUACUCUGUUUCUUGUUUUGGGUCUCCAUUUUAAGCCAGAAAUCAUGGGUAAAGGUCCAGGACUCUACACCGAAAUCGGCAAAAAGGCCAGAGAUCUUCUAUACAGGGAUUACCAGGGGGACCAGAAGUUCACCAUCACGACCUAUUCGCCUACUGGAGUUGCAAUCACAUCAUCUGGAACGAAAAAAGGUGAAAUAUUCCUCGCUGAUGUGAAUACACAAUUAAAGAGGAACAACAUCACUACUGAUGUCAAAGUGGACACCAACUCCAAUCUCUCCACAACCAUCACUGUUGACGAAGCUGCACCUGGGCUUAAAACAAUACUCAGCUUCAAAGUUCCUGAUCAAAGGUCUGGCAAGCUUGAACUUCAAUACUUGCAUGACUAUGCUGGAAUCUGCACAAGUGUUGGGUUGACUGCAAACCCAAUAGUCAACUUUUCUGGUGUGGUGGGAACCAAUGUUGGCUCAAUUGGAACCGAUGUUUCAUUUGACACCAAAACUGGAAAUUUCACCAAAUACAAUGCUGGAAUUAGCUUCUCUAAUGCAGAUCUUAUUGCUGCUUUGACCCUGAAUGACAAGGGGGACACGCUGACUGCAUCAUACUACCACAUUGUUAAGCCGUUGACCAACACAGCUGUAGGUGCGGAAGUCAACCACAGCUUUUCUAGCAAUGAAAACACGAUCACAAUUGGUAGCCAGCAUGCUUUGGACCCAUUGACCACGGUCAAAGCACGGGUGAACAACUUUGGGAAAGCAAGUGCAUUGAUUCAGCAUGAGUGGCGUCCAAAGUCUCUAUUUACCAUUUCAGGUGAAGUUGACACGAAAGCUGUUGACAAGAGUGCAAAGUUUGGUCUUGCAUUGGCUCUUAAGCCCUGAAUGAAUGAAUGAAUGAAUGGUAACAAGUUAAGUCUUCUAUGAGUUGAAGGGGUUUUGUUUUUGUUUUGUUUGGUGGGUAUAAAAAUAAUUAAAUUCCAUGAAUGUUGAUGUUUAGUUUACCAAAAUUUUCUGUUUACCCAUGUUAAACAUGGAUGGUAAUUGAUUGUCAAGUAUUGAGUCUUCUGUUUUCUGGCC
Molecule: messenger RNA, 1127 nt
Organism: Lactuca virosa
Lineage: Eukaryota; Viridiplantae; Streptophyta; Magnoliopsida; Asterales; Asteraceae
Source: the annotation of a GenBank genome assembly